Messenger RNA from Myodes glareolus (Bank vole), 997 nucleotides. The record is from RefSeq and is a predicted model, not a curated record. Lineage: Eukaryota; Metazoa; Chordata; Mammalia; Rodentia; Cricetidae.
GCUGCGGGUCUGCGGCGGGCACCGCGGCUCCGCAGCUGUCUGCGGCUGGGAUCGUCCUCUCACGUUCAGGAAGCUUCUGGAACACACGACCCCUCUGCAAUGGAAACAAGAUCUGGAUCCCCAGCUUCAGCCAUGUUCUCAGAGCCCUGACCAAAGAGUUCACCUUGAAUUGGGAACCUUCUGAAAGUUACCCGCGAGGGACCUCAAGUAGAACCUCUGGAGAAGCCCUGCAGCACCCAUGCCAGACAAUACCACAGCGCGCUCAGGGACCCUCCACUGGCUUCAGGAUCUCCUGGAGGGAAAACUAAGCCGUGUCAUUCCCGGGAAGGGAGCUCCAGGCAGGACGGAAGAGAGAAGAGCCAUCCAGAAUUUUGAAAGGAAAUUUCAGUCUGAGCAGGCUGCUGGCUCCGUCUCCAAAAGCACACAGUUUGAGUACGCCUGGUGCCUGGUGCGAAGCAAAUACAAUGAUGACAUCCGUAAAGGCAUCAUGCUCCUGGAGGAGCUGUUGCCCAAAGGGAGCAAAGAGGAACAGCGGGAUUAUGUCUUCUACCUGGCAGUGGGCAACUACCGCCUCAAGGAGUAUGAAAAGGCCCUAAAGUAUGUGCGAGGAUUGCUGCAGACUGAGCCCCAGAACACCCAGGCCAAGGAGCUGGAGCGCCUCAUCGACAAGGCUAUGAAGAAAGAUGGACUAGUGGGCAUGGCAAUUGUUGGUGGCAUGGCCCUGGGUGUGGCGGGACUGGCCGGACUCAUUGGACUAGCUGUCUCCAAGUCCAAAUCCUGAAGACAGCCUCACCUGCCUGGCGCGCCCGAGAGCCUGGGGGCCACUGGAAGAGGGUCCUGCCCGUCCUCACCAUCGCCUUCCCUUCUCCUCCCCACCCCUUGUCAUCCAUCUCUAGAGUCUUCGUGACCUUCAAUCUCUCAUCCCCCAGCACCUGUUGUUUAGCCCUGAGUCAAGCUUUGCAAUGAGUGUAAAUAAAAUUGGGCUGCGGCUUGGGAA